AUGGAGGUGGAUGCAGACGAGAAGCGCCAUCGCACACGCUCCAAAGGUGUUCGAGUUCCCGUGGAACCAGCCAUACAAGAGCUGUUCAGCUGUCCCACACCUGGCUGUGAUGGCAGUGGUCAUGUUAGUGGCAAAUAUGCAAGACACAGAAGUGUUUAUGGCUGUCCUUUGGCAAAAAAAAGAAAAACACAAGACAAGCAACCCCAAGAACCAGCCCCCAAAAGAAAACCCUUUGUGGUUAAAGCAGACAACUCUUCGGUAGAUGAGUGCUAUGAAACUGAUGGAACAGAGGAGAUGGAUGAAAAGGAAGAGGAAGAAGAGGAAGAGGAUGAAGAAGAGGAGGAAUAUUCUGAUGAUAAUGAGGAGCAAGGUGAUGAGGAGGAGGAUGAUGAGGAGAUAGAUCGAGAAGAAGAAGAGGAGAUUGAAGAGGAAGAAGAGGAGGAUGAAGAGGAAGGUGAAGAUGUAGAGGAUGAAGAGGAAGAGGAGGAGGAGGAGGAGGAGGAGGAAGAGGAGGAGGAGGAAGAACACCAUCAAAUGAAUUGUCACAAUACUCGAAUAAUGCAAGACACAGAAAAAGACGAUAACAAUAAUGAUGAGUAUGAUAAUUACGAUGAACUGGUGGCCAAGUCAUUGUUAAAUCUUGGCAAAAUUGCAGAGGAUGCAGCAUACAGAGCCAGGACAGAAUCAGAAAUGAACAGCAAUACAUCUAAUAGUCUGGAAGAUGAUAGUGACAAAAAUGAAAAUAUUGGUCGGAAAAGUGAGCUGAGUUUAGAUUUAGACAGUGAUGUUGUUAGGGAAACAGUGGACUCCCUUAAAUUAUUAGCACAAGGACAUGGUGUAGUGCUCUCAGAAAACAUUAAUGACAGAAAUUAUGCAGACAAUACUUCACAGCAAGAAAAUAGGAAUAUGAACUUUGUAAUGCUAGGGAAGCCUGUGAACAAUGGACUUACAGAAAAAAUGGUGGAGGAGAGUGAUGAAGAGGUGUGUCUCAGCAGUUUGGAGUGCUUAAGGAACCAGUGUUUUGAUCUGGCUAGGAAACUCAGUGAGACAAAUCCACAGGAAAGAAAUCAACAGCAAAACAUGAACACUCGUCAGCAUGUCAGGCAAGAAGAUGACUUCCAAGGAAGAACACCAGACCGGAAUUACUCUGAUAUGAUGAACCUAAUGAGGCUUGAAGAACAGUUGAGCCCCAGAUCUAGGACUUUUUCUAGCUGUGCAAAGGAGGAUGGUUGUCAUGAAAGAGACGAUGAUACCACCUCUAUUACUUCAGAUAGGUCUGAAGAAGUGUUUGAUAUGACAAAAGGUAACUUAACCCUGCUUGAGAAAGCAAUUGCUUUGGAAACUGAGAGAGCAAAAGCCAUGAGAGAAAAAAUGGCAGUGGAAGCUGGAAGGAGGGAUAAUAUGAGAUCAUUUGAGGAACAGUCUCCAAGACACCUUUCUGGAGAUGACAGGAAGCCUAAACCCAGUGACGGCCAUGUCAAAAAGCCAUAUUAUGGUAAAGAUCCCUCAAGAACAGAAAAGAAAGAGAGCAAAUGUCCUACCCCUGGGUGUGAUGGAACUGGCCAUGUAACGGGGCUUUACCCCCAUCACCGCAGUUUGUCAGGAUGCCCACACAAAGAUAGGGUCCCUCCAGAAAUUCUUGCCAUGCAUGAAAAUGUUCUUAAGUGUCCUACACCAGGCUGCACAGGCCGGGGCCACGUAAAUAGCAACAGGAAUUCCCACCGAAGCCUCUCUGGAUGUCCUAUUGCUGCAGCAGAGAAACUGGCUAAAGCUCAAGAGAAGCAUCAGAACUGUGAUGUGUCAAAAUCAAACCAGGCAUCAGAUCGGGUUUUAAGGCCCAUGUGCUUUGUUAAGCAAUUGGAGAUCCCUCAGUAUGGCUACAGAAACAAUGUCCCUACCACCACACCCCGCUCCAACUUGGCCAAGGAACUAGAGAAAUACUCUAAGACUACGUUUGAAUAUAACAGUUAUGACAACCAUGCCUAUGGCAAGAGAGCCAUAGCUCCCAAGGUGCAAUCCAGAGAUAUAUCCCCCAAAGGAUAUGAUGCUAAACGCUACUGUAAGAAUUCAAGUCCAACCAGCAGCACAACAAGCAGUUAUGCCCCUAGCAGCAGCAGCAAUAUGAGUUGUGGUGGAGGCAGCAGUGCCAGCAGUACCUGCAGCAAGAGCAGCUUUGACUAUACUCAUGACAUGGAGGCAGCGCACAUGGCUGCUACUGCUAUUCUGAAUCUCUCCACUCGCUGCAGGGAGAUGCCUCAGAACCUCUCCACUAAGCCUCAGGAUCUCUGUGCGAGGAAUCCUGAUAUGGAAGUCGAUGAAAAUGGGACGUUGGAUCUGAGCAUGAACAAACAGAGGCAGCGAGAUGGUUGCUGUACCAUUUUGACACCACUGGAGCCAAUGUCCCCGCAACGGCAAGCCGUGAUGAAUAACCGGUGUUACCAGCUGAACGAGGGUGACUGCUGGGACUUGCCAGUGGACUACACUAAAAUGAAGCCCAGUAGGAUAGAUGAAGAUGAUUCCAAAGAGAUUAAUCCGGAAGAUUUGGAUCCUUUCCAAGAGGCGCUUGAAGAAAGAAGGUAUCCUGGUGAAGUUACAAUCCCAAGUCCUAAACCCAAAUAUCCUCAAUGCAAAGAGAGCAAAAAGGAUUUAAUAACUUUAUCUGGCUGUCCCUUGGCUGACAAAAGCAUUCGAAGUAUGCUGGCCACAAGCUCACAAGAACUCAAGUGUCCCACCCCUGGAUGUGAUGGCUCUGGGCAUAUUACUGGAAAUUACGCUUCACAUCGAAGUCUUUCAGGCUGUCCACGGGCAAAGAAAAGCGGAAUCAGGAUAGCACAAAGCAAGGAAGACAAAGAAGACCAAGAGCCAAUUAGAUGUCCAGUUCCUGGUUGUGAUGGUCAGGGUCACAUAACUGGAAAAUAUGCAUCCCAUCGCAGUGCAUCAGGAUGUCCUCUAGCUGCCAAAAGGCAAAAGGAUGGGUACCUCAAUGGCUCACAGUUCUCUUGGAAGUCAGUGAAGACGGAAGGAAUGUCAUGUCCGACCCCAGGAUGUGAUGGCUCAGGACAUGUCAGUGGUAGUUUUCUUACUCAUCGUAGUUUAUCAGGAUGCCCCAGAGCUACUUCAGCAAUGAAGAAAGCAAAGCUGUCUGGAGAACAAAUGCUAACAAUAAAGCAGCGGGCCAGUAAUGGUAUAGAAAAUGAUGAAGAAAUUAAACAGUUAGAUGAAGAAAUCAAAGAACUAAAUGAAUCCAACUCCCAGAUGGAAGCAGAUAUGAUUAAACUCAGAACUCAGAUUACCACAAUGGAGAGCAACCUGAAGACGAUAGAAGAGGAGAACAAAGUAAUUGAACAGCAAAAUGAGUCUCUUCUUCACGAAUUGGCCAAUUUAAGCCAGUCUUUAAUUCAUAGUCUAGCUAAUAUCCAGCUGCCACAUAUGGAACCAAUCAAUGAACAAAAUUUUGAUGCUUACGUGACCACUUUGACGGACAUGUAUACAAAUCAAGAUCGUUAUCAGAGUCCAGAAAAUAAAGCCCUACUGGAAAAUAUAAAGCAGGCUGUGAGAGGAAUUCAGGUCUGA
Messenger RNA from Colius striatus (speckled mousebird), 3573 nucleotides. It is a transcript of the gene MYT1L, whose product is annotated as myelin transcription factor 1 like. Gene Ontology annotation, molecular function: zinc ion binding; DNA-binding transcription factor activity, RNA polymerase II-specific; RNA polymerase II cis-regulatory region sequence-specific DNA binding. Lineage: Eukaryota; Metazoa; Chordata; Aves; Coliiformes; Coliidae. Bases 1 to 3573 code for a protein of 1190 amino acids. The transcript has 20 exons. Gene Ontology annotation, biological process: regulation of transcription by RNA polymerase II. Gene Ontology annotation, cellular component: nucleus. The record is from RefSeq and is a predicted model, not a curated record.